Hipposideros armiger (great roundleaf bat) is the source of this 1338-nucleotide messenger RNA. RefSeq names its product COMM domain containing 9 (gene COMMD9). NCBI's taxonomy places the organism in Eukaryota, Metazoa, Chordata, Mammalia, Chiroptera, Hipposideridae. The transcript is spliced from 6 exons. Bases 52 to 648 code for a protein of 198 amino acids. The record is from RefSeq and is a predicted model, not a curated record.
GGCCACGUGACAGCGCUUCGCCCAGUGAGACGGUCACAUGACCCGGGGAAGAUGGCUGCGUUGACAGCAGAAAACUUCGCAGCGCUGCAGAGCCUGCUGAAGGCCUCUUCGAAAGAUGUUGUCAGACAGCUAUGCCAAGAGAGCUUUUCCACUUCAGCCAUUGGCUCGAAAAAACUCCUGGAUAUUACAUGUUCCAGCUUGUCUGUGACCCAGGAGGAGGCAGAGCAACUGCUCCAGGCCCUGCACCGCCUCACCAGGCUGGCGGCCUUCCAUGACCUGUCCUCUGCCGAGGCGAUUCUGGCUCUCUUUCCUGAAAAUUUCCACCAAAACCUCAAAAACCUGCUGACAAAAAUCAUCCUUGAACAUGUAUCGACUUGGAGAACUGAAGCCCAAGCAAAUCUGAUCUCCCUCCCACGCCUGGUUGACCUGGACUGGAGAGUGGACAUCAAAACGGCCUCAGACAGCAUCAGCCGCAUGGCCGUCCCCACCUGCCUGCUCCAGAUGAAGAUCCAGGAAGACCCUCGUCUGUGUGGGGACAAACCCUCCGUCUCGGCUGUCACCAUGGAGCUGAGUAAGGAGACGCUGGCCACUAUGUUAGACGGGCUGGGCCGCAUCCGAGACCAGCUUUCUGCCGUGGCCAACAAAUGAGCCCAGCUGGCGGCCAGCCACUGCCCUGCCCCAGCUGCUGGUCAGUGAUGGAGCCCCUCCAGCACCAGGCGGGCUGCCCUUCAUAGCAGCAGCUCCAGCCGCCCGCAGGCGGGAUGGUGGGGACAGAGAGGGGCUGGCAGCCAGAAGGCGCAGCUGGGUGGGGAGGAAGCAGCCACGCCCCCGCGCCCUUCUCCUCACUCAUCUUUUUUCUUUUUCCGAAGCUGGUGAGCAGAAGCCUCCCUGUUUGAGAGGCUCCUGUGUACGACUCAGUUACCGCGUGGCAGCGUGAGGGAGCAUUGGCUUAGCUGCCUCUGCACAGCUGAUUGGAAAACUCAGGCCCAAAUGGUAGAGCUUGUCUAAAAAGUUCCUUUCCGGCAUUCGCUCUAAUCAGUUCAUUUCCAGCCCGGAACACAUGGCGGGAAUCAGGUGGCGAUGCCAGCAGCCCCUGCUUCUCUGUAGAGAAGCCAGGCAGAGCCCCGGAGCAGGGCCACGCGGUGCGGCCCACCCUGCCCUAAGUCCGGGGCCUUCCCGAGCCCCUCAGCCCUGCUGGACCACCUUCCACUCAGGAAGUCUGAAAUGGAGGCUAAUCCCCUCCUUCACGAAGCGGGGACCCCUUCCUUGAUAUAAUGCAGCUACUCCAGGGUGAAGAAGUGGGGUGAUUGGAAAUAAACAACGGUUCUGAGAACGUCA